This is a messenger RNA of Indicator indicator, 2613 nucleotides long. It is a transcript of the gene RAVER2, whose product is annotated as ribonucleoprotein, PTB binding 2. The coding region runs from base 1 to 2613 and encodes 870 amino acids. Gene Ontology annotation, molecular function: mRNA binding. The transcript has 16 exons. NCBI's taxonomy places the organism in Eukaryota, Metazoa, Chordata, Aves, Piciformes, Indicatoridae. Gene Ontology annotation, cellular component: cytosol. The record is from RefSeq and is a predicted model, not a curated record.
AUGGCGGGAGUGCCGGAGCGCUCGAGCCCUUCUCUAAACCCUGCCUCCAAACACGCUCCUGUGUUGGUGAAAUUGCCCCUCUGGCCCCCACACCCCGAGGCGGCUCGCAGCCUGAGGCCGUUACAGGCACCACCCAGCUCCGCUCGGGUUUCCUCCGCCGUCCUCCUCCUCCCGGACUCGUGCCCCUUUCACCGCCUUUCGUCCCGCUUCCGCAGCUUUCGUCGCCCCGGGAAGGCCCAGGGAGAGGGCGUUCGGGGCGGGCCGGGGGCGGGCAGCGCGGCGGCGCCUGGCGUGGUUCCCCGCGCUCCGCCGUGCCGUGCCCCGCGGCUUCCCCGCCGCCUGCCCGCCCACCGCCGCGGCUCCCCCCCGUUCGCUCGGGUGCUCUGCAAGAUGGCGGCGGCAGCCGAGCGCGGAGCGGAGCUGCCCGCGGAGCUACCGCGCGGGGCUCGGCAACCGCUGCCGCCGCUGGACCCCGAAGAGGUGACGAAGCGAUUGGCGAGCACCCGCCGGGAGCUGAGCAACAGGCGCAAGAUUCUGCUGAGGAACCUGCCGGCCGAGAGCAGCAGCCAGGAAAUCCAUGACUUGUUUAAAGAAUAUGAAAUAAAGUAUUGUUAUGUGGACAGAAAUAAAAGAACAGCGUUUGUCACUCUGUUAAAUGGAGAGCAAGCUCAAAAUGCCAUUCAGAAGUUCCACCAGUAUUCUCUUCGGGGGAAGGAGAUAUCUGUGCAGCUCCAACCAACAGAUGCUUUGCUCUGCAUCACCAAUUUGCCCAUUUCAUUGACGUUGGAAGAGUUUGAAGAACUUGUGCGUGCCUAUGGCAACGUGGAGCGGUGUUUCUUGGUCUACAAUGAAGCUACUGGCCAUUCCAAGGGCUAUGGCUUUGUGGAGUACAUGAAGAAGGACUCUGCUGCCAAGGCCAGGCUGGAACUUCUGGGGAAGCAGUUAGAGGAGAGCACUCUCUUUGCGCAGUGGAUGGAUGUGAACCAGCUGACCACAAAUCUUAUUCACUCCAAGUGCCUUUGUGUAGAUAAAUUACAAAAAGACCAUGCUGAUUCAAAAGAUCUGGUUCAAGUUUUCUCACUGAAGCAUAAACCUGUUUUCUGCCAGUUUGCUCAGGAUGAAGACAGUUGUAUUGGGGACUUUGCGGUGGUUGAGUAUGAAACUGCAGAGCAGGCUGAGGAGGUCCAGGAAGUCACCAAUGGCAUCACCAUCAAAGGAAAGAGAGUCCAUGUGUCAUACUGUGCUCCAGGAGCACCAGGCAGAAGCACCUUGGCAGCACUCAUAGCAGCACAGAGGAUGAUGAGGAACAAUAGGAAAGGCUUGCUUCCAGAGCCAAAUCCAGUGCAGAUCAUGAAAAGUUUUAACAACCCAGCCAUGUUGCAAAUGCUGCUGCAGCCCCAGUUGCGUGGACAUGCUGUUAAACCUGCAGUUCUUGGAGCAUCUGCAGGUUUACCUCACCUUAUAAAUUCAGCAGUUGGCCCACCUUUUUUGCAGCUGAAUAAAAUUCAUCAGAAUUCCAUUCUGGGGAGCGCAUCAAACUUACUGCUGCAGAGCCCUGCUCACCUACCACUGCCACAGCAGCAGCUGCUGAAGGUUGAAAACGUCCAGGCUAACAGUAAACCAGGUUUGCUGGGAGAACCUCCAACGAUGCUGCUUCAGACAGUGCUGGGAAUAGGGGUAAUGCCAGCAGUGAGUUCAGGCAUGGGAACCCGUGGAGAAGCUCUGAAGUCAUCUAAUCUGCCUCCAAUUCAAACAGCAGCAGCAGCAGCAGCAGCAGGGAUGGGCAUGCUGCCAUUCUUCCCGAAUCAGCACAUUGUUGGACAAGCUCUGCCGGGGCAAAACAGUGCUGCGGAGAAACAGGCAAGUCCCGAAGCCGUGGUGCCGGGAUCCCAGCCUUACCACCAGACCCUGACAAACCUUCCUGCAGGAGCUUUGCGGGCUGGCCACGCCAAGCAAAACCCACUGAAAAGCACUGAGAUCAGUCUGGGGACUCCCUUGAAAAAGCAGACUUCACUGCUGGGAGAACCACCAAAAGAAAUACGUCUUAGUACCAACCCCUACUUGAAUUUGGCAAGUGUGUUGCCUGGUUUGUGUCUUCCAGCAAUUGCUGGCAAAGCCUCCAGCCCACUGCAGCAGAGCAGCCUUUCGAACAACAUCCUGGAUGCUGCUGUGUCUCAGGGACCUACAUCACAACAUGGAGUGGAAAACUAUCUUAAUUACUCUCAACAUCAUGGGGAGUACCCACAGGAGGCUGUUCAGCAGUGGUAUCUUCAUUAUGCUCAGGCAUAUAACUCUACCCAGGCAAGAGCUGAUGACUUUGAAAAUGAAGCCUCUGAGGAAUCAACAGGUGGACCUUACCCAGACUACAGGACCUGCUUGCAGGUCAUGCCAACACUUUACAGUGGAGCCCAGGGAUCACACCAGCCAGGCAGCUUGCAGCUUCCUCCACAAAGCCCAUUAAAGAAGGUGGCUCCAGUGCGGAGCGAGAAGCGGAGCGCCUCGUACCUCAUUGCCUCCCCAGAAGCUGGCCCUGUGGAGUACCUGGGCCAGCAGGCGGCGAGCUCUGCGGCGCGCUACGCCGAAUCCUCGCUCAAGAAGAAGCGUGUUUAUUGA